Molecule: messenger RNA, 645 nt
Organism: Uranotaenia lowii
Lineage: Eukaryota; Metazoa; Arthropoda; Insecta; Diptera; Culicidae
Exons: 4
Coding region: 114-584 (156 amino acids)
Source: RefSeq, a predicted model, not a curated record
GAGUAGGUAAUGCUAUUUAGGUCAGCGAAUUGUUUCUUCAUUCAGUCGGUUCCCGAAUGAUCGUUUGAUUUGGUGUUGGUCGUUCAGUUUGCGUUUAUCAGCUCUCGAGCAGAAUGCGCUUUCGGGUCUUUUUCUACAUUCUCACGCUGGCGCUGACAGUUUCGACCGUGAACGCCGCUCCCCUUCUUGGACUUGGAAAUGUAAUCGGUGGCGGAACCGGAAGUGGAGGCGGACUACUCAAUAAAGUUCAAGAAUUCGGCGAAAGAGUUUACGAGAAGAAGCGAGACUUCCUGAAUGGAAUUAAUGAAAAAGUUUCCAAUAUACUGUGGAUUCCACCGUUGCCAACUAAAGUUUCAAGAGAAGAGGUGGAACACUUUAAUCUUCCAGCAGCCCAGGACCACGAUCGUUUGAUAUUUUCGGAUACUGGAUCCGACGAAGGCUACACGGAACCAAAUUUGGAAAUUUAUGCACGUAGCAGUUUCCUAUCCCCAGAAGAUUUGGAAGAUCGAAACGGACCCCAACAGACUAGACCAAACGUAUCGGUUAACGUGAAAAAUAGCUUCAGUUUAUUUGGUAAAGCAUGAUCUUAAACGGUAAAAAACUGGAUCGAUUCAACAAAACUUAAAAAUAAAUGUAUAAAAAAUU